AUGCUUAUUAUUAACCUACCUAGUGCAGUUGACUAUUAUGGCAUUACCGAUCCUUUAGAAUGGAUUAGGAUAUGCAAAGAAAAUCCAUCCAUUGAGUUUUUAUAUCUUGUUCCAAUGAUGUCAAAAGAUGAUGUGAAUUAUAAUCCAUAUUAUUUAAAAAUUGGAAGUUUUCAAGAUGUUGACCGAAAAGAUUAUCUGACCAUUAGUUCUCAUGGUGUUACUCGAGUAGCAGGAAAAGAAUCAGAAUUUUUAUCUUUACAAGAGUGGCUAAGAGAAUAUAGUUUAUAUCAUAGAUUGAGAAAGUUGGAAACAUUUACAAAAUUUGGAUUACAGAAAAUUUUUAAUGCUUGGAAGAAAAAAGUACGUACUCGUAAGAUUAAUUCAAAUUGUGCGUAUUUAAAAAGAAAUUUAUUUAUGUUAGAUUCUUCUCUAUGUCCAACUCUUUUAUCAGCAUACAGUUGCUGUUUUGACUUCAGUCAGAAACAAUUAUUUAAUAUUGAUAAAAAGACAACUUAUUCUCUUCAGAAAUUUGAGAAAUUAGCCUUAGAAAACAUAGAACAAAUUACUGAAAAAGCCAAAGAUUUUACAAACAGUCUGAAGAAAAUUAUUUAUGAAAUUUGUUGUUCUAUAUUAUGGCAAAAAGGCUUUGUUUCUGAUUUUUUUAAAAAAGAAAUAAAAUUGGCACUGCCAGAUUAUAUCAAGGAAAGAACUUUAGAAAAAAAAGUAAAAAUAAAACAAAGUGAUGAAGGUGCAAGAAAAAGAUUUUUGAAAGGUCAAACAGUUAGAAUGGCAAUAUUAGAACAUGAUGAAGAAGAAUUUGAGGAACAUUCAUGUUACGGUCAAUCAGUUAAGCGUCGGAUUUGUUUAUAUUUGUCAAGAUUUAUCCUAUUGAAUGAUUACUUUGCCUCAUCAAUAAUUCAUCAAAUUGUUACAAAUACAUAUAAAGAAUAUUUGAUGAGUAUGGAAGAUGUACUUGAAUGUACUGGAGAAGUUGAAAAAAUGUCUUGUGAUCUUACUGAAGUUGAACUAGAAGAUGAAAAAGAUGAUACUCGGGAAAAUGAACCUUCUAGCAGGAAUAAUGCCUUAUUUUCUAUUUUGCUAAAGUUAGAAACUAUGGAUAGUAAAAAAUUUGAAACAGAACCAGAAGAAAUAGAUUUUAUACAGUGUAUAGACAGAAUUUAUGAAAUCAGUAGAAAAAAGAUUUAUGAACAUAAAUUCUUUUCUAAUGAUCCCUUAUUUGAUUAUUUUGUGAGACCUACAAUUAACUCUAUAAAAGAAAAAAGAACUAUUGGUGGAGGUCCAAAUUUAGGAACAAUGUUUGAUGAAGAUGCAGUUCUUAAAUCAUAUUUUGAAAAAAUUAAGGGCUGUAUUACAGAAGGUUUUAGAAAAGUACAUUCUUAUGCAUCUUCACUAUGUGAUGUAAAAGAAUUUCACUUAGAGAAUAUAAAUGCUAAUUUAAGAAAUAUCUUAGAAAAAACAAUAGGUAAUGUAAUAUUUCAUGUUUCUUUAAUGUUGAUACAAAGUAUAAUAGCUUGCAAAUAAGGAUAUAUGAUUAUU
This is a messenger RNA of Centruroides sculpturatus (bark scorpion), 1557 nucleotides long. Its product is annotated as dynein heavy chain 6, axonemal-like. Bases 1 to 1542 code for a protein of 513 amino acids. The record is from RefSeq and is a predicted model, not a curated record. The transcript is spliced from 11 exons. Lineage: Eukaryota; Metazoa; Arthropoda; Arachnida; Scorpiones; Buthidae.